Messenger RNA from Phyllostomus hastatus (greater spear-nosed bat), 2607 nucleotides. RefSeq names its product membrane spanning 4-domains A1 (gene MS4A1). Gene Ontology annotation, biological process: cell surface receptor signaling pathway. The transcript is spliced from 7 exons. The record is from RefSeq and is a predicted model, not a curated record. Gene Ontology annotation, cellular component: external side of plasma membrane; plasma membrane. Lineage: Eukaryota; Metazoa; Chordata; Mammalia; Chiroptera; Phyllostomidae. The coding region runs from base 171 to 1055 and encodes 294 amino acids.
CAGAAGCCACCGAUUUCCUGUCGCCCUGGUAUAUAUCAGAGGUCCCAGGCCUGGCCUAUCUCACUCACCCUGUGGACUUGAGAAAGUAGCCCUCCAGCGAACUCAGCAGCAGGCAUCAAAGCAGCCCCUGAGCCCUGAAGCUUUGGAGACUCAGGAGUUUUGAAGGUGAAAUGACAACACCCAGAAAUUCAAUGAGUGGAGCUUUCCCAGAACAUCCUGUGAAAGGCCCUAUGGCUAUGCAACCUGCUCAAAAAAUUAUUCCCAGGAGGAUGGCUUCCGUGGUGGGCCCCACACAAAGCUUCUUCAUGAGGCAGUCCAAGGCUUUGGGGGCUGUCCAGAUUAUGAAUGGGCUCUUCCACAUAGCCCUAGGUGGUCUCCUGAUGAUCCACAUACAAGUCUUUGCGCCCAUCUGUAUCACCGUGUGGUACCCUCUCUGGGGAGGCAUUAUGUAUAUUAUUUCUGGAUCUCUCCUGGCAGCGGCAGGGACAAGCUCCAGAAAGAGUCUGGUCACAGGGAAAAUGAUAAUGAACUCAGUGAGCCUCUUUGCUUCCAUUUCUGGGGUAAUCCUUUUGAUCAUGGACAUAUUUAAUAUUACAGUUUCCCCUUUUUUAAAACUGAAGAGUUUGAACUUGAGCAAAGCUUCUGAGAUUAACAUACCCAACUGUGAAGCAAUUAAUCACAACGAGCAAACCACUCUACAUAUGGAUUAUUGUUAUAGAAUUAGAUCUGUGUUCUUGAGCCUUUUUGCAGUGAUGCUGAUCUUUGCCUUCUUCCAGAAACUUGUCACAGCUGGUGCUGUUGAGAACGAAUGGAGAAAGCUGUGCUCCAGACCCAAAGCUGAUGUUGUUCUCCUGUCAGCAGAAGAAAAAAAAGAACAAGCAGUUGAAAUAAAAGAAGAAGUGGUGGAGUUGACUGAAACAUCUGUCCAACCAAAGAAUGAAGAAGAUAUUGAAAUUAUUCCAGUUCAAGAAGAAGAAGAAGAAACAGAAAUAAACUUUCCAGAACCUCCCCAAGAUCAGGAAUCCUCACCAGUAGAAAAUGAUAGUGUCCCUUAAGCCUUUUUUUGUUUUCUGCUUUCCUUUUCUAAGCAUUAGGGUUCGUAGCUUCUGAGACAUAUCUCCUCCCAUUUCUUGAGGCACUCUGCAUGUAUCCUGCACAACCAUCUCUGGUCUUUGUAUAGAGUGACCAUGGUUCCAUCUCUGUGUUUCUCAUUCGGAGAGUAUAGCUAUUGCAGCAGAUUGUGUCAAAAUGUUUCUUGUUCGGAGCAGUUUUCUUAUAUUAAAAAGGGCAGAAUGUGAUUUCUCACCAGCCUUUGCCUUGGCUAAGCUGUAGUAGUAGCAGCAGUAGGGUAUGCUUUUCAUUUCUUACCUUCUCAAUAGGGAAGAAAGGCACCUGAUGAAAAAGAAAAAUGACAGCUCCACGCCAUCCCUAAACUAUUUCUAAUUCCUUAUACAUCUACAUUUUUGGUGGAGUCCCCUUUGAACCACUGUUUUAAGGAAAGUAAAAAUAAUGGUAAUGAGGUGCUAUAAGGAGCCUAUUUCAUCUAUCUGUGGAGCUGACACUGUGACACAUUCUUAGAGCCUCCCCCUCCCCCACCCCAAUCAGGAAGGCUCUAAGUGGCCAACACCCAAUCUUUUUUUUUUUUUUUGUAUAAACAGCACAGCUUAUACAUGGCCAUAUAUCUGUCUGUCUUAACUUUCCCUAACUCCUGCUCUAGGCCCUUAGUUGCAUUGUCUACCCUUAGGCAAGAAAAGAAAGAAUGAAAGAAAAAUACCAUGAGUAGCCACAUCUCAAAUGAUAAUCAACACUUGCAUUUGUUGAAUAUUUUACAGUCAACAAAGUAUUUUAUAAAAUAAUUGCAUUUGAUUGUCCAUGAUCAAGAAAAAAACCCCUAUUUUACAAAUGAUUCAAAAAGGCUAAUUUGUAAAUAAUUAAAGGUAAUUUCUUGAUGGUCAUAUCUAGCAAUUUUGAGAGCCUUUUUUCAUACCUAGAUCUUCUUCUCAAAUCCUGCAGUAUUUGGAAUAAUCAAAUUGCCUGUCCAAUGUCCACAUAAACUAUUAGAGCUAAGUCGACAGGUUUUAUCAAGCACUUACUCUCUGACCAGCACCAAAAAGGUUUUAAGAGAGACAAAAAAGAGUCAGAAAUCUUUACUACUUUCAGAUAAAAAGACUUGGCAUUCAUAAUCUUUGAAAAACUACUUAUAUGGUAAAUAUAAAAUUAGUGUCAGGUUAUAUAAUGCAGAUUCUAAGUGCUACAGCCAUUCUGAGAAUGAAGAUUCUGCCUGAAACGGAAAUAAAUGGAAAUACAAUCCCAAAUCUCAGGCAAUAGCUACCUUACUUUUGAUUCUCGUUCAUAUUCAGAGAUACCAGUACUCUACAAAGAAAGAAUGUUAACCUAGGUAGAUGUCACUAGAAUCUGUCAACUACAUAUACAGACAAUAUAAAUUCAAUUUCAGUGAUAUUUCCAUUUUCUUAGGAGUCACUCAUAGAAGAUAUUUCCUCUGAUUAGAAAGAAGGAAGGUAGGACAUUCUUCUGUCUAUGUAAAGUCCCCAGAAUUAGAUUUAGAUAAAUAAAAUAUUUGCAUUCUUAGUCACAACAUGAUUCCAA